GAAAAGACGGAGAAUGGCAACAAAACGUAGACCAAUACGUCCCCAGCCGAAUAUGAAUUUCCGGCCGGGUGGUCCAGAUGUUCUACGGUCGGAAGCGAAAGGAACACGACCCACAGCCGCCCCAACCAGCAUACGUGAAAUAUUCGUUAUGAUGAUCAUGCAUGUCUGCAAAAAGACCAUAUUCUUCGAUACCAACUUAAAGGUGGCCCUAUAUUUGGGCAGUUUGUUUAUUGUUUCAUUGAUUGGCGAUUUUAUACCAUUUCCUAAAACGUAUUUUGCUCGAUCGGAUAAUUUGUUUAAUGUUUACUUUGUGAAAAUCGGUUGGGGUUGGACUCUGUUGUUUACUGUGCCAUUCUUGUUUAUGACAUCGUAUACUCUAUGCUGUGGUGAUAUGAAGAAAUUAUUGCGUCAUCAUGCCCCCCGUAUCGUUAUUGCCACAUUCUUUUGGUUCUUCUGGACAAAGUUGUUUAAUAUUAUAGAAACAUCAUAUGGAAGAUGUACUGUACGAAAUUUCCAAACAAAAUCCAGCUGCCUGAAAGCUGGUCACUUGUGGAGCGGUUUUGAUAUAUCUGGCCAUGCGUUCAUAUUAAUACACUCCAGCCUGGUGCUGAUCGAAGAGGCUCGCCCCAUAGUAAAAUGGGAAUCGAUUAAGGAACAUUUACGCAAUGAACUACAUGAUCGUUCAAUAUCCGAACCAUCCAGUACAAAUCCAUUACGUAAUCUGAGUGAAGAACAAAUGAAAAACUUAAAAUUCCUUUAUGAACGUUUGACACCAGUGAUUCGCAUACUUUUCAUUGGUAUGUCUGCUCUGCAGCUGUUAUGGGAUGUUAUGUUGGUGGGCACUAUGUUGUACUAUCAUCGUAUGAUCGAGAAAUUUAUUAGCGGUAUUAUUGCCAUAUUUACAUGGUAUUUUACAUAUCGUUUCUGGUAUCGUUCAUCGGCCGUAUUGCCCGACCCAGCCGGUAGUGGCGAUUUCUUUUAUCAACGUGAUAAUAAAGAUGCAUUUGUUUUUAAGCGCACGAACAGUAUAACGAAAGCCACCACAAGUAGCGGUUCAAGAGGUGGAAAUGGUGGCAACACAACUAGUCCAAAUCAAAUUCCAAAAUUUAUGGGAAUGCCUUUGUAUACAAGUGCGAAAACUGGAAAUUACAAUUCUCAAAUUUCUUCGAAUUUAAAUAAUGAUACAAUAUAA
Molecule: messenger RNA, 1192 nt
Organism: Musca vetustissima
Lineage: Eukaryota; Metazoa; Arthropoda; Insecta; Diptera; Muscidae
Gene: Fitm
Product: acyl-coenzyme A diphosphatase FITM2
Exons: 2
Coding region: 14-1192 (392 amino acids)
Biological process (GO): lipid droplet organization; lipid storage; phospholipid biosynthetic process
Cellular component (GO): endoplasmic reticulum membrane
Source: RefSeq, a predicted model, not a curated record